This is a messenger RNA of Neopelma chrysocephalum (saffron-crested tyrant-manakin), 2017 nucleotides long. RefSeq names its product translocase of outer mitochondrial membrane 34 (gene TOMM34). The record is from RefSeq and is a predicted model, not a curated record. The coding region runs from base 31 to 1068 and encodes 345 amino acids. Gene Ontology annotation, molecular function: heat shock protein binding. NCBI's taxonomy places the organism in Eukaryota, Metazoa, Chordata, Aves, Passeriformes, Pipridae. Gene Ontology annotation, cellular component: mitochondrion; cytosol. The transcript has 7 exons.
CGGCGCGGGUUCCGCAGCUGCACCGUCUCCAUGUCGGCGAGUCGGCGAUCCCGGCGCUCCGUCCCUCAGCGCUCCAUGACUCCCCGCCCCGCCGCCGCUUCCGCCCGCCGCCGGAUGCCGCGGGGAGCGCCCGCCCCGGCCCGGCGAGGGCGCGGCUUCCCGGGCGCGAUGGCCGCGUCCCCCGGUGCGCUGCGCCGGGCCGGCAACGAGGAGUUCCGCCGCGGGCAGUACGGCCCGGCCGCCGCGCUCUACACGCGGGCGCUGGAGCAGCUCGAGGCCUCAGGGGAUGCCGCCGCCGAGGAGCGCAGCGUGCUGCUCGCCAACCGCGCCGCCUGCCACCUCAAGGACGGCGCCUGCAGCCUCUGCGUGUCCGACUGCUCCAGCGCCCUCGAGCUGGUCCCGUUCGGGAUCAAGCCCCUCCUGAGGCGGGCGGCGGCUUACGAGGCUCUGGAGAGGUACGCGCUGGCCUACGUGGACUACAAGACCGCGCUGCAGGUGGACUGCUCCGUGCAGGCGGCGCACGAUGGAGUCAACAGGAUGACUAAAGCCCUGCUGGAGAAGGAUGGCGUGAACUGGCGUCAGAAGCUGCCGCCAAUCCCCACAGUGCCUGUUUCUGCCCAGACAAGGUGGAGCAUUCCUUCUCCCGGAGCCCCUGGGGCAAACACUCCUCCUGCAACUGCACCACAGGGAAAACCAGACCAAACUGCUGCUGGCAUGGAGAGAGCUCAGACUCUGAAGGAAGAAGGAAAUGAACUCGUAAAGAAAGGAAACCAUAAAAGAGCGGUUGAGAAGUACACUGAGAGUUUAAAGCUCAACCAGGAAUGUGCAACUUACACCAACAGAGCUCUCUGUUACCUGACCCUGAAGCAAUACAGGGAGGCAGCACAGGACUGCACAGAAGCUCUAAAGUUAGAUCCUAAGAACGUGAAGGCACUCUACAGGCGUGCUCAAGCACUUAAAGAACUGAAGGAUUACAAAUCAAGUAUUGCUGAUAUCAAGAGCUUGUUGAAAACUGAACCAAAGAACACAGCUGCACUGAGAUUACUUCAAGAACUGAACAGAGCCUAGGGUAACCAAGCAACAAGGGAAGCUUUGUUUUCCACUACAGGAGAAAGCUUUUUCCCUUCUGAUGUUGUUACAGGGACCAAUCUUGAUGCAGGAUGGGUAUUGAAAUCUAUCUUCCACUGCUGCUGAGAUCUAAGAGGUUCUGUACCAGCAUAAGGAAUGUUAAGACACAAUCUGUAUCAAACUCUAUUAAUAUGGCUCUAAGAUCAUGCAUAGUUUUAAUGCCCCUCCCUGGCUGGGAGGUUCCCUUCCCUGGUUGAAGUCAACUUGCCUGUAACUAUUGGCCUCAGGGACUCUUUCCAUGCUGGCUGAGCUGCAUGUGAAGUGGCUGUUCUUUCUGAAGAGCUACGAACAGAGGGGUUUUUGUCCUUAUUCAGGUGACAGUUUUGCUGCAUUUGUGCUGCUCUUACUGAAAUAAGGUGGCUGCAAGAACUGCUGUAGUUGCCAGAGCACCACAUACCCUUCUUGUAACAGGGGCACAGUUACUUGCACAGGGCUGAGCUUGUUCCCUCACCCCCUUGAUGCCUGCUGGCCCUCAGCUGGGUUCUGCUGCUUAGUGUGGCUGGGCAGAUGUUUACAGUAGCAGCUUUCUUUAGUUAUUCUGCACAUUUAAGAAAACAGCAGCAAGUUCAGCCUGCCUUGUUACACUGUGCACUAUUACAGAUUCUGGGUGCUUGGGAAUUUUGCAAUGGUUUUUUGUCUUUUUUUUUUUUUAAAAAAAAACCACUUUAGCUCCUCUGUGCCUUUUGGAGCAGUUGCUACGGGGUGUUACAGGGAGGAGAAUUUUCAGUAACAUCCCAGCUGAGGUCUGGCUUACUACUUCAAUGCAUGUUUAUGCUUUUUGUUCUUCUCCUGAUCUGGUAUUGAUGGCACUGAUUUAAAAUGGUAGGUAAAGAGAUAGUUGGAGUUACUCUGUGAACUGUUAAAACCAUUAAAGCCAUGUUUAUUUUCA